AUGAACGAGGUGCACAAUGGCGUGCGUCUGAUGGAGAAGGCGCUGGGUGUGACGUUCGCUGACGUGACGAACCCGCUGCUGGUGUCGGUGCGCUCGGGCGCGGCCAUCUCGAUGCCAGGCAUGAUGGACACAGUGCUCAACCUGGGUCUAAACGACGAGAUCGUCGAGGGCGUGGCCAAACGCGGUGGUGACCGCUUCGCAUACGACUGCUAUCGUCGCCUGCUGCAGAUGUUCGGCGACGUAGUGCUCGAGAUCCCGCACGACGACUUCGAGGCUGAGCUGUCGGCCAUGAAGCAAGAGCGUCACGUGACGUUCGACGUGGAGCUGACCGCCAGCGACCUAAAGGAGCUGGUGCAGACGUACAAGAAGGUGUAUGAGAAGCACGGCAAGUCGUUCCCGUCCGACCCAUGGGAGCAGAUGCGCAUGGGCAUCGAAGCCGUGUUCCGCUCGUGGAACAUCCCGCGCGCCGUCAAAUACCGUGAAAUCAACAAGAUCACAGGUCUCAAGGGCACGGCUGUGAACGUGCAGGCCAUGGUCUGUACGGCGAGUUCCUGUUGA
Phytophthora infestans T30-4 is the source of this 558-nucleotide messenger RNA. RefSeq names its product pyruvate, phosphate dikinase, putative. The coding region runs from base 1 to 558 and encodes 185 amino acids. Lineage: Eukaryota; Oomycota; Peronosporomycetes; Peronosporales; Peronosporaceae. Gene Ontology annotation, molecular function: kinase activity; ATP binding; pyruvate, phosphate dikinase activity. The transcript has 2 exons. Gene Ontology annotation, biological process: pyruvate metabolic process; phosphorylation. The record is from RefSeq and is a predicted model, not a curated record.